CAGAAUCCUUUUUCUCUCUCUAAAUCUGUUGUACUAGGUAUCCUUUACACUAAUCACUACUCCUCAAAAUGGCCAAUUCAGUUCCGGUUCCAGUCGUUGCCAUCAACGAGCAGGACAAGACUCUCUUCAAGUCCAUCAACACAUUCGUUCACAACUACAUGUCUCAGCCACAUCACGAUAACUCCCAUGACUACUACCACAUUCUGCGAGUCGUCUCCAACGCCAACAAAUUGCUCGAGGCAGAGCUGACAGCCAACCCCGACCUUCAAUACGACACAUUAACUAUCUUCCUCGCCGCCCUUCUCCACGACGUCGGCGACUACAAGUAUGCUAAAGCAGGAGAAGACAUCGAAAACCAAAUCUCGCACGUUCUUCGAGAACGAGGAGCCUCUGACGAACUUGCGGCGAAGGUCCAAACAAUUGUCCACCAUGUAUCCUACACCCACGAAGUGAAGAACACUGAAGCUGUCAUGCAAGUCUUAGCCAAGUAUCCCGAGCUUGCCAUUGUUCAAGACGCUGACCGCCUUGACGCUAUUGGUGCGGUGGGUGUAGGCCGAUGCUUUGCCUUUGGAGGGGCAAGGCGUCAAGGGCAGCCGAUGUCGCUCGCAGUAGACCACUUUGGAGAGAAGUUGCUGAAGCUGCCAGCCAUGAUGAAGACAGCAUCAGGGAGGGCAAUGGCGGUGUCAAGGAAGAAGGUCCUGGAGGAUUUUGAGGCUCAGUUCAGGGAAGAGACAAGACUUUCCUUCUCUCUUGAGUAAUCGAGACCCCAGACUUGGCGUUCGACCCUUGAAUUAAAUUUGUCCUGUUUGUUUCGAAUUUUUAAGUCGCACUAGUCUCCAUUCCAGAAGAACCCCACGGUGGUCAGAUAAGCUCCCUCCUUGUGUAAUGGGAUACUCGCCGUCCUGGGACAGAUCGAAGGAACUUCAGCUUUACAACAAUC
Messenger RNA from Lindgomyces ingoldianus, 940 nucleotides. RefSeq lists its product as uncharacterized. Bases 69 to 758 code for a protein of 229 amino acids. NCBI's taxonomy places the organism in Eukaryota, Fungi, Ascomycota, Dothideomycetes, Pleosporales, Lindgomycetaceae. The record is from RefSeq and is a predicted model, not a curated record. The transcript has a single exon.